Carassius auratus (goldfish) is the source of this 1398-nucleotide messenger RNA. RefSeq names its product testis development-related protein-like. Gene Ontology annotation, biological process: spermatogenesis. NCBI's taxonomy places the organism in Eukaryota, Metazoa, Chordata, Actinopteri, Cypriniformes, Cyprinidae. Bases 225 to 911 code for a protein of 228 amino acids. The transcript has 4 exons. Gene Ontology annotation, cellular component: nucleus; cytosol. The record is from RefSeq and is a predicted model, not a curated record.
CCGCGGUCCAGGUGCUCCAGCCAACCGUGUUCUCAGCCGUUCAUCAGAAGAAGACAGUGGCCCGGAGGAAAGUGUGCGUGUGGGGUAUCGCGAUCACAGACGGGUCAUUGUUCUGAUUUAACCGCUGCCUCCUCGCGAUCACCUCGCCCUCAGUCUUCACUCGCAUCCCAUGGGCUUGGAAAACCCCGUGCUUCCGAGAUACAGCUGAACUCCCUAGGCUCAUAAUGUUCAAGAAGAGCAAGAGCAAAGUUCUGGUGGAUGAAGCGUCAGAGGAGGAGGAAGACGUGUCGUGGCAUCACGAGCACGCGAGGAAGGAUAAAGACUCUGAGGGAACAGAGGAAGUUCUGAGUCCCUCGACAAAGGAUUCAAAACUAAAGAAGGUUAAAUCAAAGCGAGAAAAAGGAGACAAGAAGUUGUUUCCAUCUCAGGACGAUGAACACAUCUUGCUGACAGGAGUCACGGUCUCUCACAGAAGAGGGUCUGCUAAGAAAAACUGGGAGGACGACAAGAGUAAAGUGCACCCAGAAAAAGACAAAGCACACUGUCUGUGGGACAGCAUCACAAUGACGAUGAAGCAAAUCACACCCACAAAGAAGAUCGACAAGAUUGAGGGCUGGGAACCUCCUCAGCUGAACGACGGAUUGGAGGAGGAAAACAAGGAGCCAGAGAAGAAGAGGAGCGACUCGUCCCCGCUGUCCUCCCCUCUGACACUGUCUCUGCCUCAUUCUCUGGGUCUGCCGUCCUGGGUCGGUUUGGGUUCGGAGGAGGACUCGUCUCGUUACGCUAGUCUGACUGAAUCACAGACGGGUGGCCCUGCCCAGUGGGCGGCUCGGGCGCGAGAUAAAUUAGCAGCCGUUCGUCGCCGAAGUCCGGCCAGCCUAUCAGAAAAUAAUUGGGAGGGGCUAAAAUGAUUUACAUAUUAAUGUCUGUGAGGAUGGCCAACCAACUCUAAUUGGACAGCCCACCUAUGUGAAGAUGUGAAGAGUAGGACCCUCAGACCAAGAGUGCCUGCGUCAAUGAUUUAUUGUCACUUUUUCAUUUGAUAUAAAAUGCGUGUCCAACUUUUGAAUGGAGCUCCUUUGGAAAAAUCACUGGAUGUACUCAGUUAAUAACCACCCAUUACCUUUAAAGGCUAUAAAAGACAUUUAAACACUCAAAGGGAGAGUUCAACCAAAAACGAAAAUCAUUUAUUCAAUCUCAUUCCAAACCUUUUUAAUGUUCUUUAAACCUGUCACGUUGAACACAAAAGAUGAAGAAUAGCAGAAUGUCCCAAGAACCAUAAACCUCAGUCAGACGCCAUAUUGAAUUUAAUGCAGAUGAUGAUGUGGCUGUGAGGGAUAGACUUUGCAGUCUUUACAAUGGUAUGUACUGUAUAAAGGUCCUAAUCGCAUUAAUUUC